This is a messenger RNA of Nothoprocta perdicaria, 3934 nucleotides long. RefSeq names its product sphingosine-1-phosphate lyase 1 (gene SGPL1). Lineage: Eukaryota; Metazoa; Chordata; Aves; Tinamiformes; Tinamidae. The coding region runs from base 1 to 1692 and encodes 563 amino acids. Gene Ontology annotation, cellular component: endoplasmic reticulum. The transcript is spliced from 14 exons. Gene Ontology annotation, molecular function: pyridoxal phosphate binding; sphinganine-1-phosphate aldolase activity. The record is from RefSeq and is a predicted model, not a curated record. Gene Ontology annotation, biological process: sphingolipid catabolic process; carboxylic acid metabolic process.
AUGAGUGAGGAUGGCAUCACCCCCUACAAGGAGAUCCUCCAGAUGUGCUGGGAGAGAGCGAAGAGCUUCGUGAACGUGCGCUGCGAGGGGCUCGAGCCCUGGCAGCUGAUUGCGCUGACGGUCGCGUCCACUCUUGCUGCGCUCUGGCUACAUGGCUUCCUCUUCCAGGCCGAGAGUUUAACAUCCCGAAUGAAGAAAAAGUUCUUCAAGCUCUUGCGGAAAACACCUUUUGUUGGGACGGUUAUUCAAAAGAAGAUUGAUGAAGCCCUGGUUGAUAUCACCUCCAGCUUGUCCUUUCUCAGGGAUGAGAAGGACUAUAUCAAAGCGCUGCCGGAGCUAGGCAUGAGCCAGUCUGAAGUGCUUGAGAAGAUGAAAGAGUACAGCUCGAAAGGUGACAUACGCUGGGAGGAGGGCAAAGUCUCGGGGACCGUGUACAGCGGCGAAGAGAAGCUCACCCGUCUGCUCGUGAGGGUGUACGAGGAGUUUGCCUGGAGUAACCCUCUCCAUCCGGAUAUAUUCCCAGGUUUGAGGAAGAUGGAAGCGGAGGUGGUGAGGAUUGCCUGCACGCUCUUCAACGGGGGCCCCAACUCCUGUGGUGCUGUGACGUCUGGGGGCACCGAGAGCAUCCUGAUGGCCUGCAAGGCAUACAGGGACCUGGCAUACGAGAAGGGUAUCAGACGCCCAGAAAUGUUGGUGCCGAUGAGCGCCCACGCAGCCUUUGACAAGGCAGCGCACUACUUCGGGCUCAAGAUGGUCCAAAUCCCCCUGACCAAGAGCAUGGAAGUGGAUGUUCAGGCCAUGAGGAAAGCCAUUUCAAAAAACACAGCCCUGCUGGUCUGCUCUGCUCCCCAAUUCCCCCAUGGCAUUAUGGACCCCAUUGAAGAUGUAGCCAAGCUGGCAGUGGAAUACAAGAUCCCCUUCCAUGUGGAUGCCUGUCUGGGUGGCUUCCUCAUCGCCUUCAUGGAGAAGGCCGGCUUCCCUCUGAAGCACCGCUUUGACUUCCGUGUGAAAGGUGUCACCAGCAUUUCUGCCGACACCCACAAGUACGGCUACGCUCCCAAGGGCUCCUCCGUGGUGCUCUACAGUGACAAGACAUACAGGAGCUACCAGUACUUCGUGGCGCCCGACUGGCAGGGGGGCAUCUACGCUUCCCCCACCAUAGCGGGCUCGCGGCCGGGCGGCAUCAUUGCCGCGUGCUGGGCCACCCUGAUGCACAUCGGUGAAUCUGGCUAYGUGGAGGCCACCAAAAGGAUCAUCACAACAACUCGCUACCUCGAAUUGGAGCUGAGAAAAAUUGACAGCAUCUUCAUUUUUGGGAAGCCUGAGGUAUCUGUGCUCUCCAUUGGCUCGGACACUUUUGACAUUUAUCGAUUAUCCAAUUUUUUGUCGGCAAAAGGCUGGAACCUGAACAUCCUACAGUUCCCACCGAGCAUCCACCUUUGCAUUACACAGCUGCACACGCGGCCGGGGGUCGCCGACCACUUCUUGAAAGACGUCAAACACGGUGUCGAGGAGAUCAUGAAGGACGUCCACGCCAAGACCACGGGCAUGGGAGCCAUCUAUGGCAUGGCCCAGUCCAUCCCGGACCGGAGCUUGGUAGCGGAGAUUUCCCUGGCCUUCCUGGAUGGUCUCUACAGCACAGAUGCUCCUUGCAGCGACAAGCACAUGAACGGCUCUCCUAGUCACCGCUGACCGUAGUGCUGCGAUUGGGGCCUUUCCCGCUGGUGCCGGGGUGGCUCCAAUGUUGUUUUGGGGGCAGAGAUGGCAGUAGGUCUUAGUUCCCACAAGUGCAGGUCUGAUGGCAGCUUGGAACCCUCCUUCCCCACCUGUGUCUGCUGAGAAAUCUGUGUUAUUUUCAUGCCCAACUUCAGUUUUAGGGCUCUUCUCUUCCCCCUACCCGUUUGCAGCAGGAUUAUGGAUGGUGAGCUGAAUGGUCAUUCCACGAUUCCAAAUUCCUCAGGUUUUCUACAUGUUGCUUGGUUCCUCGCUGUUCUUCUCUUCAGACCUUAUAUUUGGCCAUUGUCUGGCCAAGGGGUAGAUUCUAGUCUGACGUUGUGUCCCAAAGCAUCGACCUUCCCAGAAGGUAGAAAAUAAAUUGUAUGUUUUGUUUUCUGAGUAUUCCUCCAAGCUACUGCAUUGAAUGGGCUUAGCUAGGAGCCUUGUAUCUGUGUGAUGCAGAGUUCAUGAACUGGCAAAAGAAAGGUGGUCAGGGAGUCUUUAAAAAAUACCCCCCUCAAGAGAUCUCAGAUCUGUUGGAGGGAAGAGGGGAAAAAAAAAAGGGCAGAAUCCUCUUCUGGAACCCCUUGAAUAGCAGCAGGAAUUGGAAGCAAGCGGGUGGUACAGGAGGAGGUACUGGAUGGUACUCCAAGUCAUAGGUACUUGGCAUCUGCUUUGCUUUAUUGCCUCUCCUAGAACACAUGUGCUUGCCACCUGGAUUGCUGCUGCAUGGGUCCAAAGGGAUGUGCAGAACAGCGAUCCUGCUGUUCGUMAUGUGAAGCUUUAGCACUGUCUCAAUGCUGUAGUGGAGUCGGUUGAGCCCUGGUGUGUCCUGUGGCUGCGGACUUUGUACACAAACAUACGGCGCCAAAGUUGACUUUUUUCCUAACAUCUUUUAGUAUGAAAAGGUGACUUUUUGUAAUAGAAAGUAGCAAUCGCUGCCUGCUCUUUGCACUGAUUCUUUUAAGGCACGUUCUCAAGAGGGCAUUCACCACUGUGCCUUGAUGCUCCCCGGCUUUCUGUGGGGCUGGGGGGUUCAGACUGCAACGUUUGCAGUCCUUUCCUUAUGGUACUAGGUUGAGAAUAACCUCCAGGGCAGACUGGCCGCCAGUAAAGCACGCUUGCCCAUAAGGUAGGAUUAUAGGCGUAUUGAGCCAAGCCCCUUCACAAUAUUGCAGAGAUGCUGGAAGGCAGGUGGUAGGAAGCACAUUGUGAGGAAUCUGAGCCUUGGGUGCUCACCCUUCCUAUUUUUUCCUCCACUAUUUUUGCUACGAGAGCUUCAACAGCACAACUUGUGAGGCCUUGAGGACCCACUGGAGUCCAUGGAGCUGUGUGCUAGUGGUGGGUUCUUCCUCCAGGGCUUCCCUGUGCCUUCCUUCCCAGCUUCUGUGAGCCCUCUGCUGAGCCUUGUUGACUUGGCCCAGCUGGAACACAGGCUUGCACAACACUCAUUCUGCAUGGGAGGGUUGCUUAAUCAAGGGCAGCCUUGGGCCCCAUGCCUGCAGGGAGGAAUAUUUGCUUUUUAACAGGAUUGUUCUUCAGUGCUGUUGUGUUUUUGGCCACCUCCCGUCUCAUUCAAUUGCUGGCAGUAUUUUUGUCUCUUUUGAAAGCCCUUUUGAAAGCAGACGCUCUUGCUGGUGUUACCAGCUUGGGUGGCCAGCAUUAGUGCUGGAGCUGAUUAUUCUGUUCACAUCUUGCCAAUGUGACUGGUGGUGUUGUGAUUUGGAAAGGGAUUCUGCAGCGUCUGGCUGCUGUGAGGGUUUUCGCUGAGAUUUGGAAAACAAAGCAGGGAAAUGGUCUCUUUCUGCUUUAAAAGAAGGGCUGGGGAGGGGAACAGUUGGAAUAGGGAUGGGGGAAACACYCUUCCCUUCCCUACUUGUGUCCUCCUCUGAGGAAGCAGAUGGACUUGAUGGAUCAGUGCUCCAUUUCACAUUUCUGAAUGUAUUUGAAGAUGUUUGCAAGUUGAUGUACUCCAUUCUGGGCUUUGCCUACUAGUAAUACUUGCGGAUUGUUUUAUGUGCAUUUGUUCUCUACUGUAAAUGUCAUCUUCCUGUGGUCAGGAGGAGACCCCUGUACUUCACUGUGUAGCUUUGUUCACCCUUGCCAUCUCAUGUAAUCUGCAUCUCCUUGACCAUGCCACCUGGUCUUAGAAAAAUGAUGAGACUAAGAGGCUGUACAGUUGUUUAAAAGAAGAAUUUUAUGGACUGAAUUAUGCUCU